AAAAAAAAUUAAAAAUAUCAAAAUUCCAUUUUGUUUCCUAGUAAAUAUCGAUUUCAACUUCUAGAUGUAAAAUUAUACACUCUUUUCGUUGUUUCUUUGAUGUUAUCAAAUCUUCUACAACUCACAUUGUUUUUGUUUUGCUUAUUCGACUUUCUUGUUUGAAUUUUUGGUAAAAGCUUCGAAUGGGGACUCCAACCCCUAAAAUCAAUCGGUUUUUUGCUUCUUCUAGCCCGAAGAUUGGUCCGGAUCCAUCUUUCGAUUUGAGUGAAUUCACUCAAUCUCCUAUUAAGAAAGAUGGAAAACAACAUAUUGUUACCCCCAAGGUAGUUCAACAAAAAAUGGUUACACGAAGCAAAGGCAAACGGAAGGGGAAAGAAAUUUCGCUUGGAAUGUCAAACGAAAUCGGUUCUGAUUCUGAUUUUGAAGAUGAAUUUGCUUCUCCUUCUUCUAAGAAAAAAAAGGUUGACAGUGGUAAAACAUCUAAUCCGAAGAAAGAAAAUGAGUUUCAUAUUGUUUUACAAAAAGAUGUUAAAAAAGGUCAAACAUCAAAGAGAAACCUUGCAAAACCGAAAUUGAAGGUAAAGAAGGUUCAAACCAGAUUUUGUACUUACACCAACAUCAAAGCUAUUGAGCAUAUAAAGUUGCGAUUAAAGUCUAAGAAGCAAUUGCAGAUGUUUAGGGAGUCCCCAUUUGGUCAUUUUCUUGAUUUACCGAAUAUCAAGGUUCACCCACAACUCAUUCGCAGCUUGAUGUAUGCGGAGACUGAUAAUGAUAGAGAUGAUAUGUUUAUCAUCAAGUUGAAUGGAGAAGAGCUCUUUUUUGGCAUAAGAGAGUUUGCCAUUAUUAGUGGUUUGAAAUGCGGCAUGCCGAGUGAAUUUGUUCCGGGCCAUAAUUCACCAAAUAGGUUAAUGAAUAGUUACUUUCCCAAUCAACAAAAGGUACUCAAGAGUGAGUUGAUAAGUUUUUAUGAAGGAAGCAUUUGUGUGGGUGAUGAUAAUCUUGUAAAAAUGUCCAUUUUGUAUUUUAUUAGCACAUUCCUAUUCUCAACUGAGCCUUCCAAAUCUUACGUAUCUAGGCUGCACUUUGACUUAGUUGAGAGUGGUGAAUAUAGGAACUAUUCGUGGGGAAACGAUUGUUUUAACGAAACACUUUCUUCUGUUAGUCACCAAUUGAGUGGUGAUCCAUCGUAUUAUAGGGUUGGGGGCUUUCCACUUGCUUUGCAGGUUUGGUUUUAUGAAUGUUGCUCGAAGGUUGAUCCUUUUGUUGCUACUCGUAUUCGAAACUACAUUCCUCGUAUUCUUAAUUGGCAAACAUCCCAAGAUAUAUUGUACUUUGACUAUCUGAAGAGGGGGAUGUUCAAAACUUAUGGGAAUCAGGUGGUUUUUUCCAACAUCACACCAGCAAACGAUGAAUUUCCACUUCUCAUGAGUUACCAGAUCUGCCACGACCACGUACUACUACAAGUGAUACACCAUUUGUACAUGGUUCUUUGUUUGAGGCAUUGAAGAAUGUGGUUGUAAAUGUUCGUGAAGAUUUGAAACUAUUUCAGAAGAAGAGGAUGAUUUUAAACAGUUGAAGCAACACUUGGAUAAAUCAAUAUUGGACAUACUUACAGAGAUCAAGUCCUUACAUGGCAGGCAGACGGAAAAUAAUGAAUAUGAGGGUACUGGAGGUGUGAAGGUUGUAGAUGGAAAAAGAAUUUAUAGUGGUGACCAGAAUGACAAGUAUCAUGACAUACUAGCUGAGGUUGAUGAACAAGCGGCUAAGGGUGCGGUUGGUGGGCUUGAUGGAAGUGUGCCAAUAUCUGGUCAAGCUGCAGUAUAUUUGAAGACCCAUACUGGUAUGCAUGCUGGGAUUGGUGAAACAUGUGAUAAUGAUCAAGAUGAUGUAGAAGCAUUGAAGAGUCUACAUGAACAAGAAGAAUUGAAGAUUCAAGUUGGUGUGCAUGAUGGGUUUGAUGGAGCCGGUGAUAAUUGUCUAUUUCAUCAACAAGCCUCAAUAAAUCAUACUGAACAUGUUCCUAAUUUAGAUACUUCUUUAGAUGAUGUGGUUGUUGGAAUUGAUAAAAUGGGUAGUUUGUGCAAUUCUGUCUCCAAAACCCCAACUCUUGAUGACAUUGAAUUGCCUGCAUAUAGCGAGACCCAGAUUGUUGCGAUUGAAAACAGUUACUAUUCUAACAAUGACACUCCUGAACAACAGCCAAGACUCAGAAAGACUGGAAAAUACAAAUCAUCUCCAUAUGUUGGUUUUAGUUCAGCUGGCAGCAGCGCGGGUAAAUCACCUAUAUAUUUCAACAUAAAACAUCCUUUUGCAAAUAACAAUGGAUUCGAAGUUGAUGAUGCACUGCUCAAUGAAUUUACAUCUUGGGUAUAUGCUAAAGUCUCUAAACGGAAGAACAGAAUUUCAGCAUACACUUCAAAAGACAACAAGAUUGUCAAUCCUUAUGAUUUAGGAGUUAAGAAAGUUGACAAAAUGGAGUGGUUCAACAAUGUCAUUCAAACUGGGAAAGCGUGGGAAGACUCGGUAUGUUGUCUCCAGACUUUUUAUUUGUUUAUUUCAUUUUGUUUUUGCUGUAUGAAAAAUACUUUCAAGCUUAAUUUUUGGGUGUCGUAAGAAUGGUAGUUUAUGUUGAGAUGGCAUUAGGAUAUGCGUGUGGCCAUUGUUGACACAAGUGCUAUGUGGAUUAUAUAAUUUGGCGUUUAUAUGUAUGAAAUUUGUGUGGAAUGUUGUUUGGAGAUAUCCAUAUGUGUAUGAAAUGUGCAUAUCAGUAUGCAUAUUAUAAAAACUGAUAUAUGACUGUUAAACUGAAUACUUAAUAACAGAAAUUCUUUACCAUUUUACUUAUAUUUUAAUUGACAUUCUUUUUUCAGCAUGUUGAUGUCAUUAUGUAUUACUUGAGGAAAAAAGCAAAGUAUGGUCCAAAUAACCCAGUGAGAUACACAACAACAGAUUGUUUUUUCAUAAAGUGGGUUGAGGCUAUCCACAAGCAGUACAAGGAAUACAAAAAUGAUAAGCGUUUUAUUACUACUGAGCAUAAUGUGGCAAAAAUUAUUCGUGGGUUUAAAUUGAUUGCAAAUAUUGCUUGGGAUACAGUUGAUAAUGUGCUCAUCCCAGUCAAUAUAAGCGAAGAAUACCAUUGGGUGUUGGUUGUUUUAUGUAUUAAAAGAAGGUGUUUCUAUGUAUAUGAUUCAUUCCCGGGUGGGGCUAUGCAUACUAAUUCAAUUCGAGAAGUUGUUGAAAGGCUGGCCACCAUGAUGCCUCUCUUUUUCAAUUGCACUGGAUUUUAUGGGAAAAGGAAUGACAUAAACUGGAUAACUGAACCAGCAUAUGUUGGGAAGAGCUUUGAUGAUCCUUUCGAAUAUGUCUUUGUGGAUCAUUUGCCAGAACAACAUCCGGAGUCUAAUGAUUGUGGGGUUAUACACAUAUGCAUUUGCUGAAUAUAUCAGCCAAGGUGUAUUUGAAAUUUCAGAAGAAGAUUUUGAUGCCGCUCUUCAUCGUCGGAGGUAUGGUGCCCUGCUGUGGGAUUAUGCAAGAAAAAAGCAGGUUGAUGGAGCUAUUAGUGAGAGUGAAGUAACAGGAAAUGUUACCAGCAGAUUGGGUGGUCCAAAAAUUUGCAAGGAACCAGUACCUGAAAGGGAGAAAUUGCCGAGACUGAAACGAAAAGUUUAGAAUUCUUAGAAUUAGUGACUAGUUAUUAGUUUGUUGGUGUAAGAAAGAUGAUUUUGUUGAUGUUGGCCUAAGUAGUUGACUGAUUUUGUUGGUUAAUUAAGUCUGA
Lycium barbarum (goji berry) is the source of this 3775-nucleotide messenger RNA. RefSeq lists its product as uncharacterized. The record is from RefSeq and is a predicted model, not a curated record. Bases 1843 to 2613 code for a protein of 256 amino acids. Lineage: Eukaryota; Viridiplantae; Streptophyta; Magnoliopsida; Solanales; Solanaceae. The transcript has 11 exons.